Messenger RNA from Oldenlandia corymbosa var. corymbosa, 4494 nucleotides. The record is from the annotation of a GenBank genome assembly. Lineage: Eukaryota; Viridiplantae; Streptophyta; Magnoliopsida; Gentianales; Rubiaceae.
AUGGGCCGCAUGGCUCUCCUAAAAACCUCAUCAAUGUUCUCCCUGUUCCGCAAAACCCCGGUGCUCUUACACAAUCUUACUCACGAAAUCCCCAGGAACUAUUUCGUUCCCCUGAUUCCCAUACUCAAUGCUAAGUGUAGUUGUUUCGAUUCUUUUCCCAUAAAAAGAGCAGCCAAUUUUUGCACCAUCUCAGCCUCUCGCCAAGACUUAUCGUCGCCUUCUUCAAGAAGACCAGUACAAGUCCGACACUCCAGGAAAGCUCGCCGUGAAGAUCCAGAAUUCGUGCUACGUUUCAAGCUCAAUGCUUGUUCUGAGCGGGGUGAUUUAGAGGAGGCCCUUCGUAUCUAUGACGAGGCGAGGGCUAAUAAUAUUCAGCUUAAUGUUCAACAUUACAAUUCUUUGCUUUAUUUGUGCACUGCUAGAAAGGAGGGUGAUUGUUCAGAAUCUAAUUUGGAGUUGGAUUUGCAAAAGGGCUUUGAAAUUUUUGAGCAAAUGGGCAGGGAUAAUGUUGCUCCCAACGAGGCUACAUUUACAAGUGCCGCUAGAUUGGCAGCUGCUAAGAAAGACCCUGAUAUGGCUUUCCAGUUGGUGAAGCAAAUGAAAAGUUGUGGGAUUGUUCCAAAACUGAGGUCUUACGGGCCGGCAUUACUUGGAUUUUGUGAGAAAUUGAUGGCGGAUAAGGCCUAUGAAGUUGACGCUCACAUGGUUGAGAAUGGCGUGUUUGCUGAGGAGCCAGAGCUCUCGGCCCUUCUGAAGCUUAGUUCUGAGGCAAAAAUUGUGGAGAAAGUUUACGAGAUGAUGCAUAGGGUUAGAAUGAAUGUUAGACAGGUGUCCGAAGGGACUGCAACCGUUGUGGAGGAUUGGUUUACGUCUGAGGGUGCCUCAGAGGUUGGGUUGGCAAACUGGGAUGUGGAAAAGGUAAAGGAAGGGAUGGUGAAGGGAGGAGGAGGCUGGCACGGGCAAGGAUGGCUGGGAAAAGGGAAAUGGAGAGUGGUUAGGACUGAGAUAAUGGAAAAUGGGGUGUGUAGUUCUUGUGGAGAGAAACUUGUUUCCAUUGAUAUUGAUCCCGAAGAGACUGAGAAUUUUGCAAACUCGGUGGCUAAAUUGGCUUCUGAGAGAGAAGUAAAGGCUGAUUUUAUGAGAUUUCAGAAAUGGCUUGAAGAGCAUGGCCCAUUUGAUGCAGUUGUAGAUGGGGCAAAUUUAGCCCUCACUCAUUACAAGAAUUUCAAUUUAUCUCAGCUGAAACAUAUUGUUAACCGGUUACGCAAAAGGAGUAAGUCAAAUAAGUUGCCUCUUGUUAUAUUGCAUAGGAGCCGUGUCUUUGGUGGUCCUGCUCAAGAUCCUUCUAACAAGAAAUUGUUAGAGAGCUGGAAUAAUGCUGGUGCACUUUAUGCGACUCCUCUUGGUUCAAAUGAUGAUUGGUAUUGGCUAUAUGCCGCUGUUAAAUCCAAGUGUUUGCUGGUGACAAAUGAUGAGAUGAGAGACCAUUUAUUCCAGCUAUUAGGGACGAGUUUUUUCCCUAGAUGGAAAGAAAAGCAUCAGGUCCGGACAGCUCUUGGAACAGAUGGGAAGUUCACCUUGCGGAUGCCACCAAAGUAUUCUAUAGUUAUUCAGGAGUCUGAACAAGGUAGUUGGCAUGUACCAAUUGUUACUGGAGAUGACCUUGAAACCCCAAGGAAAUGGAUCUGUGCCACCAGGUCCAUGGUCGUGAACCCUGAUGGAACUGGCAACUACACUACCAUUAACGCCGCCAUUGCAGCCGCACCCAAUAACACAAAAACAGGUCAAGGAUACCACAUGAUACGGGUAGUUGCGGAGGUUUAUCAAGAAUAUGUCACCAUUGCAAGCAACAAGAAGUAUCUGAUGAUGGUUGGUGAUGGAAUUAACCAAACCAUUAUCACUGGAAACCACAGCGUCGAUGAUGGAUGGACAACCUACGAUGGACAAUCUUCUUUUUCCCCCUUGUUUUUGACAGCUGCGGAUGGACCGAGUUUCAUAGGAGUUAAUUUCACUAUUCGGAACACAGCAGGAGCAGCAAAACACCAAGCUGGCACUGUAGAUUACAUUUUCGGGAAUGCAGCUGUGGUUUUCCAACAAUGUAAUAUAUACUCGAGGCUUCCCUUGAAAGGCCAAUUCAACACCAUUACCGCUCAUGGAAAAUCAGACAUAAACCAAAACACUGGCACAUCAAUUCACAAUUGCAACAUCAAGGCUGCUGAUGACUUGGCUACUAGUAACACUACAACGAAAACAUAUUUGGGACGGCCUUGGAAAACGUAUUCCACAACGAUUGUUAUGGAAUCUUUCAUGGAUACCUUGAUCAAUCCAGCAGGUUGGUCUAUCUGGUCUGUUAAUCAGUCAUUGGAUACGUUGUACCAUGCCGAGUAUAAUAACACGGGUCCCGGAUCGAAUAACUCGAAUAGGGUCACUUGGACAGGCUAUCAUAUCUUAAUUAAUGGAUCUGAUGUUCAAAAUGUCACAGUUUCCAAUUUCCUAGCUGGUGAUUUUUGGCUGCCUUCCACUGGAUUUCGGGACAAAGAGGCUUCUUCUUCUUCAUCAUCAGUUUCAUCAGAUGAACUUUGUGACUUAACUCCUUUUCCAGAUUUCUGUCGUUCUCAAGAACCUGUAAACACAUCUACCAACAUCCACGAUUUCGGGAGGUUGUCCUUUCAGAAAUGCCUGACAACCUCGACAUCCUUACUUUACUCGAUCAACGUUUUGGAAAAUUCAGUAAACUCGUCGUCAUCAUCAUCCCGAACCUUAACUUUUGCACUUCAAGAUUGCCAACAUCUUCUUAGUAACAACAUUGAAAUGUUGUCAAAUGUCGCGCAAACUCUUCAAAACAAAGAUACCCUUCAGAGUUCGGAAAUUGAGGAUGUCGAAACAUGGCUCAGUGCCAUCAUAACCAACAAGGUGACCUGUUUAGACGGCCUCGUCUUUGCAGAUUCAUCUUCUCCUCCUUCUUCCAUUGUAAAAAACCUUUCACCGUCACUCGUUAAUGGAACCAAGCUUUUGAAAUCCAAUUCCAGAAAGCUGUCGCAAAUAAGUAAUGGUGUCAGUAAGGUUGCCAACACGGUGGUCGUGAACCCUGAUGGAAGUGGAGAUUACCAAACCAUUAGCGCCGCCAUUGCAGCAGCGCCGAGUAACACAAAAGCUGGACGAGGAUACUACCAGAUUCGCGUAGUCGCCGGGGUUUAUCAGGAAUACAUCACCAUUGAUAGCAAAAAGACGUAUUUGAUGAUGGUUGGUGAUGGAAUUAACAAAACCAUUAUCACUGGUAGUCAUAGCGUUGGUGAUGGAUGGUCAUCCUACGGUUCUGCCACCUUUGCUGUGGAAGGACAUGGUUUUGUAGGACGUGAUUUCACGAUUCGAAACACAGCAGGAGCAGCAAAAGGACCAGCUGUGGCACUUCGAAAUGCAGCAGAUAAAUCGACAUUUUAUAAAUGCAGUUUCGAAGGUUAUCAGGACACUCUAUUGGCUGAUGUAACGAGGCAAUUUUUCAGGGAAUGUGACAUUUACGGUACCGCAGAUUACAUAUUUGGAAAUGCGGCCGUAGUUUUCCAAGGAUGUAAUAUAUACUCGAGACGUCCACUUCCAGGCCAAUUCAACGCCAUUACAGCUCAAGGAAAAUCAGGAAGAGAUCAACUCAGCGGCAUAUCCUUGCACAAUUGCAACAUCAAGGCCGCGGAGGACUUGGGGUCGACAGAAACAUAUCUAGGACGGCCCUGGAAAGAGUUUGCCAGGACGGUCGUCAUGGAAUCGUUCAUUGACGGGUUGAUCAAUCCCGCGGGUUGGAGAGAAAUGAGAGACGUGACGGGCUUUUCAUCAUCAUUGGUGGAUAAGAAGAGAACUGAGACAAUGAAGAACCACCCACAAAGAUGGAGCGGCAAAGGCGUCGAGAUCUGUUGUUACGAACCAGCCAGAAUGGGGAAAUCAACGGUGGCGGAAUCAGCCGUCGAGGCGUUGGCGGUUAGGUUAUCGUCAGCGGAGGAAGCUGCCGCGGACUUCGCCGCCGUCAAAUCAACCGUGGAGGCAGCAGCCGUCAAACCUUCCCGCAAGGCCGCCGCCAAGAAACCAGCCGCGGCGCCGAAACCCAAACCAGGGAUGGACGGUUUUGGCAUCACCUGGGCUCCUAAUGAUGCACCUAUUUCACCUUGUAAAGAAGAUGAUCAAGUCAAAAUCAAUAGGAUGAUUGAGGAAUGCAUUGAACUUUACAACUACAAACAUGAUCAGAAAUAUAUGGAUGAUGGGAUGGAGGUUGAGAACAUGGUUUUUUGCCCUGAAUCUUCUAAUAGUACUGUGUAUUAUCUUACCUUCAAAGCACCUGUAUUUGUUGAUUCCAGCAGAAAGGAAACCUUUCUAGCUCAGUACUCUGUUGUUGUCCUUGGUCAUGAGGAUAUUCCUCCAUUUGCUUGUCGUGGUGUUGAUGAUGUUGAUGAUGACAAUGACAAUGACGACGGCGAUGAUGAUUAUUAUCUUGUGAAGGAUGGAUGA